Molecule: messenger RNA, 510 nt
Organism: Paramuricea clavata
Lineage: Eukaryota; Metazoa; Cnidaria; Anthozoa; Malacalcyonacea; Plexauridae
Source: the annotation of a GenBank genome assembly
AUGUUGAACAGUCUACGCAAGAGAUACCGCCGCACUAGGUCUGUGAAUGAAUACGAUUUAGAACACAGCAAUAAUGAUAGCCACAAAUCAAGAUUUUCAAUGUUUACCCGAAAGGUGAGCUGCCGGCAUCAGAUUACCAGUGCAUAUUCGACGCAACGUGUGCACUCCGAGCCUACACGACGAAAAUUCGGUUCGGGACUGCAGCUUAACAGAUCUAAAAGCAACAGCAUCAGGAACAAGCUGAGUUACGGGGCGAUAUCCCGCACUGAUUCAAACAGAUCAUGGGGAAGUCAAGACUUGGAUUCUGUAUCAAGUAACAACCGUCUGUCGGGCGACGAAUCUGUGUCGCAAUAUGAAAGUGGUUCAGUUUCCUCCCCGGGUACGUCUCGACGGUUAGCUAUUUGUACGGAGUUGGAGAAGGAUACCUUUAUGGAUAAUGGCGAGAGUUUGCUUAUUGGGCACAGAAAUUUGGUUAUACGAGAUUAUUUGGAAAGCUAUGCGUACAUUUAG